GUCCCGUCUGCCUCCGCGCGUUGCCAGUUAAGGCCCCCGAGCUCGAAACUGGAAAUCAUCCCAACCAAGCCUGGCAGCUGGUUGGACUGACCCGCAGAGGUGUAAACUCCAGCCUCUCCAGGCAGCAGUAGAGUCUGUAGUUUGUAGCGUCUGUAUUUUCAACGUGGGCAUACAUGUAGAUAUCGCGACCAUCACCUUCAUUGCCAUGAAAAUUGCCCGCGGCUAGAGAACAUGGCGCGCAAUCGUCCCCGACUGCUUCUUACCCUCCUUCUGGUGCUUUCGCUCGCCGGCCUGUUUUCCUCCUCGCUUCAGCGAUUAUACUACCUCCUUCGGCUCCCGUUUGUUUGGAGAGCCUCCUCCGCCGCUGCGGUCAUCACGCAAGAACAUGACCAAUUCGACGUCACAUUUGCUGCUUACGAGGCCAAUUACUCGACUGCCGAUGCGGGAAAUGGCUCGCUGAUACCUCCCAUACUGCAUCACAUUCACCUGGGCUCCAGACUGCCACGAGCGGAGUGGCUCGAGGCCCGCGAGCUCUGCCUCAAGCAUCAUGCGUCCUGGAGUGCCUUCAUCUGGACCGAGGAGAGAGCGGAGACGCUGGUACGCGAGGAGUUUACUCAUCUAUACUCGAUGUGGAAGAGCUAUCCGUAUAUGAUCCAGCGGGUUGACGCACUGCGUUAUAUGAUUCUACAGAAACACGGUGGCGUGAUCCUCGACUACGAUCUGGCGUGUAAACGAUCUCUCGAGCCUCUGCGGCAAUUCGACUUUGUCGCUCCAGCAGCCCACCCCGCUGGUCUCUCCAUCGGCAUGAUGCUCUCCUCGCCCGGGAAUUCUUACGUCAAGGCGCUGGUCGACAAUCUCCCGCUGUACAACCAGCGGUGGCUAUAUCUCCCCUAUGUGACGGUUAUGUUCAGCACGGGCUGCCACUACGCUUCAACUAUCUACACCCUCCAGUCCAACCGAUCCUCUCUCCGCAUCCUAUCCGGUCCGCCCGACGCACCGCGCAUGCACAUGCUCAACGGGCAGGUCAACACCCCGCUCUUCCGCCACCUGGGCUCGUCCUCCUGGCAUAACCGCGACGCGCGGCUGAUAUCACUGUUCAAGGACCUGGAUCAGCGGGCGUUGUUUGCGGUGUUGGUUUUUAGUCUCUUUGCUGGCACGACGAUGAUACUGUGCUGUGUGCAUCGUGUUCAUGGACGCGGACGCUCUUCGGACGAGGAGCAGAGCACGACUGUCUCGAAGUCGUUGAGGAAAAGUGCUUAGCUAGUGUCUUUAUCAUAUUCUGUCUUGUAUUUAGUUAUGAAUAGGGGAAAAUGCGCGGUUUCUGCCAUCUACCAUGUUGAUAUAAAUCCUCUAGACGACCAUCAA
Aspergillus novofumigatus IBT 16806 is the source of this 1365-nucleotide messenger RNA. Its product is annotated as glycosyltransferase family 32 protein. Gene Ontology annotation, molecular function: mannosyltransferase activity. Bases 232 to 1260 code for a protein of 342 amino acids. The record is from RefSeq and is a predicted model, not a curated record. Gene Ontology annotation, biological process: mannosyl-inositol phosphorylceramide biosynthetic process. The transcript has 3 exons. NCBI's taxonomy places the organism in Eukaryota, Fungi, Ascomycota, Eurotiomycetes, Eurotiales, Aspergillaceae.